CUUCCGCGUAGGUUGGUUGUGCGCGGGCCACGCGGAUGGGUGUUGGUGUAACCCGUGGCUUAUGGUGCUCAAGACUCUUUGCAUCUUAACUCAUUAAGAAAAGCUGUACCAUAGCAAGAAUCAUGACAGGAGAAACUAAAAAAUUCAAGAAAGCUGUGCAAAAAAUUGGAACGCACAAUGGCAUGUUCCAUUGUGAUGAAGUCCUGGCUGUCUCAAUGCUCAAGAUGUUACCUGAGUGUCAUGAAGCUGAAGUUGUCAGGUCCCGUGAUGAAGCUGUUCUAAGGGAGUGUGAUAUUGUUGUUGACGUUGGUGCUGUCUACAACCCUGAGCUGCACCGAUAUGACCACCACCAAAAGUCUUUCUCGGAGAGCAUGCGCUCGCUGACGGCCGGCGCCAAGCCGUGGGUGACGCGCCUGAGCUCGGCCGGCCUCAUCUUCCACCACUUCGGACGGGACGUGCUCGACACCCAGCUGGGCCCCGCGGCCAGCGAGCACCGAGAGGUCGUGUUCGACCGGCUCUACCAGACGUUCAUGGAGGAGAUCGACGCCGUGGACAACGGCGUCAACCAGCAUGACGGCACGCCACGGUACCAGGUGAACUCGACGAUCGGCGCACGCGUGUCCCGCCUCAACCCGGCGUGGAAUGACACGCAGCCGGACGAAGCGGCGUGCUUCGAGCGUGCGCGGCGGCUGGUGACGGCCGAGUUCACGGACGCCGUGCAGCGCAUCUGGACCGUCUGGUACCCGGCCCGCCGGCUGGUGGAGCAGGCCGUCAUCGGCCGGCACCAGGUGGACCCGAGCGGCCUCAUCAUGGAGCUGCCGAAGGGCGGCGUGCCCUGGAAAGACCACCUGUUUGUGCUGGAGCAGGAGCAGCAACCGCCGUGCCAGGUCAUGUUCGUGCUGUUUACGGACCAGCAGGGCCAGUGGCGCGUGCAGGCGGUGCCACCCUUCACCGGCUCCUUCGACAUGAGAGUACCCCUGAAGGCGAGCUGGCGGGGUCUGCGCGGCGAGCAGCUCUCCAAGGAGGCCGGCAUCGACGAUGGCGUGUUCGUGCACGCGUCUGGCUUUAUAGGCGGCGCGACCAGUCACAGGAGUGUGCUUCAGAUGGCGCGCCAAUCGCUUCAGGAGGCCGGCAAGCUGUGAUUACGCCCGCUGGACCUAUGGAGGUGGACGACUGUACA
This is a messenger RNA of Pollicipes pollicipes, 1180 nucleotides long. Its product is annotated as MYG1 exonuclease. The transcript is spliced from 8 exons. Lineage: Eukaryota; Metazoa; Arthropoda; Thecostraca; Pollicipedomorpha; Pollicipedidae. The record is from RefSeq and is a predicted model, not a curated record. Bases 123 to 1142 code for a protein of 339 amino acids. Gene Ontology annotation, cellular component: cytoplasm; nucleus.